AUGUCUGGUCAGUGCUUUAUUAUGAACGUGAGCAGAAUGAUCAAUCAGACUCCUAGAGAAGUUAAACCUGCUCCGAAGGAGAAAGUCAUGUCGUAUGAAGAAAAAUCUGUUGGCUCGACUUCCUUCUUUAAAUGUGAAGCGUGUCCCUACAUGGCACUUGCAGAGGAUGACAUAAAAUUUCAUCUAUUCACAGUCCACCCAGACCUGGCUAAAAAUAAUGGUCUUGCAGACAAUAUACAAAUACCAUGUCCUGGUUGUACAAGCGUCUUCGAUGCCGAGGAAACUCUUAGAACUCAUCUACGCAACCACCACAAAAUGGGCAUUAAAGAUGUUAAAAAAAUGAUCAAAAGUCUAGUUCAAAUAGCUUUAAAAAAUGCUAAAUUAAAAAAAGAACAUUUUAAACCUGAAACACCACCGUUAACUCCUCAGAGGCAGGAUACACCUGAUAUUAAAAUCCCGCAAGUCAUAGAAAUAGUCCCUGAUGCUGUAAAUGCCAACAGUGAUUUACCGAAAGGAGUUGCAUUUAUAUCCGUAGAUGAACUACACAAAAUGAGUACACCAAACUUCGAAAAACUUGAUCCAAAAGAAAUAAUACAAGAAGCUAGUAUCAAUAUAGUGUACACAAAUGAAAUGUCAGCUAAAUUUGUCCGUACUCUAUCAGAUCCCAACACUUCAAAGCCACCUUGUAAUAUGAUCCAAAUGUCUAGUGUCCCACCAGAUCUAAUAUCAUCCAUACAGCCACGUAUCACAUCAUUAGAGGCUAAGCUUUCUCCGUCACAAACUAGAGACAGUAAACAAACACACAUUCCGUUCGUGUGUAAGCCUGAGCAACUAAAAGAUGAAGAUGAUGAAACAUCAAAACCUACAGAACGGAAAAGGGGUACAAUGUGCUUAGUAGAUAAUUGUAGAAUACUUGUAAAAGAGGAAAAGAAUCUAGUAUAUCACAGGAAGUGUCACCAAAAUGGUAAACUAAUAUGUCCAGAGUGUUCAGAAGCAUACUCUUCAGUAGAAAUGUUACACAUGCAUUUGUGGAAAAUUCACAUGAUAGACGUAGAGUUACCGACUUGUCACAUAUGUAACUUUAAAACUUAUAGAAAUUCACGACUACGAAAUAGUCACAUGAAAUGCCAUAGAAAAACUAAACCUCAUAUAUGUCCUGUAUGCUCAAAGGCAUUUAAGACACCUAAUCAGUUAUCAAAACACAAACAGUUUCAUAAGAACGGCAACAACCCAGUACAGUGUCCUACUUGCCUGCUCGAGUUACGGAAUGAACAACGGUUAAAGAUCCACAUUGCCGAAGUGCAUGACAAAGUCAAGCAGUACAAAUGCUCUCAAUGUGAUUACAGUAGUGCUAGGAAGGAACAGCUCAAGAUGCACUUAAGAUCACAUACAGGCGAUAAGCCGUAUGCCUGCAAUACUUGCGAAUUCCGGUCAGGCGAUCACAAUUCGCUACGGCGACACAAAAAACAACAUUCCAAAGAAAAUGUGUAUAAGUGUAAACACUGCCCAUACACGGCCAUACAGUCUACCUUGUUUGCAUCCCACAUGAUCUCGAAACAUCCCAAUGUUAAUACAGAUAUCCAUUGUUGUCCAUACUGCUCUUUCAAGACUGUCAAUAAAGAUAAGUACAUCCAACAUCUCUCCACUCACACUGAUAAAGAAGGGAUACAACUCCUUGUGGAAAUGACGAAAAAUAAAUCAAAUAAACCCAGCUGGACAAUACCUAGUCAAGUGGCAAAGACUAAUGAAAAUGUUAAUGUCAAUGAUGAUAAAAGUAAGGACACAGCCCUUAAGCCUGUCAAUGAAAUACCUAUUGAAGUUUAUGACUGUGAUAGCCUUUCUGAAAGCAUGCCGCAGAACUACUCGCAAGCUUACUGCACGACACCAAGUAAUCAAAACCCACCAUCAGAAUACAAUAGCCUUGUAAUGGUAACAGAUCUUAGCAAAGAUGACAAUAAUUCUGAUUGCCUCAUUUCCGAAAGUUCAAACGACACCAUGAUGGACAGGCAUCAAUAUCCGGCACAACACUCUUUACUCACGUAUGACACAAACCAGUCAACUUUACAUGAGUUCCUUCACACUCCCACAUCUAUUGAACAGAGCUUAUUACAGAACAGUAAUGUGAAUUCUUUGUCUUCAAAUCACUGUGUUAUACCAAGUAGUAUAAGCAACAAUAUCAUGAACAAUUUCCCAAUCAGACUUCCUUCAGUCCCUCAAGUAUCUCUAUGUAACAAUAUCACAUUGAAACCUGUCGAUAAAAUAUCCUUAGCCACCACUAAAGUUACCGGCCCAAUCAUAAAACCAACCCAAAUAUUGCCAGUGCCAUCUUUGAGCAAUUCUCCAGUCAACAUAUCUACAGAGCUCGAAGGUGCUCCUAGAAAGAAACCUAAGAUAUCUGUAAAAAGUAAUUUAAUACUCAAGGGACCAGAUCAAGUCAAUAUGUUUCAUUCUCAGCAAAAAAUGGCGUUUAGGAGGCUUGAGAAUAAUGAAAGAUUUGGUCUCGGAAGUCCAGUGACGUUCAACAAUUUGAUCACAACACAAUUUAUGCAAUUACAACCAGAGCCAACACUGAGCGAUUCGCCUAAUAACAUAAUGCCAUAUCCUCAAGAGCCAAUGUUGGCAGACGCGGCAACAACACCCGUCGAUAGCGAAUUGAAUGAUAACCCACAAAUUUUCUCAUUUAACCAGCAGAUGAACGUAAAUUCAUUGACAUUGCUUCCCGCACCGCAGAAGAUACCAAGUAACGAUCCAAGCUACAUCAAACUUGAAGCUACAAUUAAACAAAACACCCAAUCUCCAAGCUUAGAGAGAAUGUGCAAUGCAAAUUUACUGACUAACCCAGCAAUAAAUCGUGAAUACAAAGCAUCGCCACCUUUAGAAGAUAUUCACAAAAAUAUGAACGAAAUCAAGAAUGAGGUGAAAUCAGAUCAAUUCUACAACAUUCCUUUGAACACUGCGACAGCGAGCCAACCAAUGAUAGACCAGUAUUUAAUGGACAAUAUAAUAGGAGAAAAGUAUUCUGGUCUAAUGGACCUAUCUGGAGUAGUUCUGCAAGAGAUAUCGGAACAACAGAACGACGUCAUCGAAAUAGAUGAUAAUUCAGAUGACAAUAAGUUAUUGCCUAGACUAGAUAUGUUCUUUCCUCUGGAGUCUUUGUAUCCAAUGCACAAUGAUUUUCAUUUCUUAGAAAAUGAGAUGCAACAGAACGGCAUGAGUAGUGAAACCGAAGUAGUUAACAGAAUGGUUGAAGUGCCGAUUAUAAACCAAAAGGAAGUGAUGGAACCUUCUAGUGAGAAUGAGAAUGAGUUACCCAUAUGUGUGCAAGGCUUGAUGGACCCUGUAAUGAAUACUACUGCUAGACCUUCAACCAACAAAAUAAAUGUUAAAAAUAUAGAGCUUAUGAAGAAUUAA
Arctia plantaginis is the source of this 3411-nucleotide messenger RNA. The record is from the annotation of a GenBank genome assembly. NCBI's taxonomy places the organism in Eukaryota, Metazoa, Arthropoda, Insecta, Lepidoptera, Erebidae.